This is a messenger RNA of Danio rerio (zebrafish), 1815 nucleotides long. RefSeq names its product outer dynein arm docking complex subunit 4 (gene odad4). Lineage: Eukaryota; Metazoa; Chordata; Actinopteri; Cypriniformes; Danionidae. Gene Ontology annotation, cellular component: axoneme. The record is from RefSeq and is marked provisional.
AUUGGUCCCACUGUGUUUUGUUAGUCACGUUGCUAGGAUACACCAGACAGGACUGCAACCUCACGUAUAGAUGUGUACUGAAACGUUUUGACAUAAUUUUGCCUAAAAUACGAUUAAAAUGUUCGAUAACGAGGAAGGACAAGGCCCGAAAAGCACCUUCACCACCUACAUGGCUGAAGGAGACCAGCUGUUCCAGAGAGGAGAGUAUGUCAAAGCCGUCGAGAGCUUUACUACGGCUUUAACUUUGCAACCGGAUGAUAAGAACUGUUUAGUUUCCAGAUCCAGGUGUUAUGUUAAACUCGGAGACGCAGAAAACGCGCUGAAAGACGCCGAGAGCUCACUUAAAGACAACAAAAACUACUUCAAGGGUCUCUAUCAGAAGGCUGAAGCCUUGUACACUAUGGGCGAUUUUGAGUUUGCAUUGGUCUACUAUCACAGAGGCCAUAAGCUGCGACCAGAGCUACAGGAGUUCCGGCUGGGAAUUCAGAAAGCUCAAGAGGCCAUAGACAAUUCAGUCGGCAGUCCUUCCUCUGUGAAGCUGGUUAAUAAAGGUGACCUGUCUUUCUUCCAUAACGGGGUUCAUCCCCAGAAUUUAAAUCCUUCUAAUAAGAAAGAAUCCAAAAAGCACAGCAAGAAGACAGACAAAGGUGAAAAAACAGCCAAGCAGCUUCUAGGAGAGCUGUACAGUGAUAGAGAGUACUUGAAGAAACUUCUACAGGAUGAAGAUCUUGUCAAAUGUAAGAUACGAAGUGGAGAGCGCGUGCAGGAUCUGAUCGUAGGCUCUAUCUCAUAUCUGGACACGCGGAUGGCAUUCUGGCAGCAGCAGAAACCCAUUUAUGCUCGUCAGAGAGACAGAAAGCUAAUGCAGCAGCAGUGGAGCAAGGUUCUGCACAAGCCUCCCUCAGAUCCCACACGAUACGUGCUCAGCAGUCUGGAGGAGAUCGACACAGCUUUGAGUGCAGGCUAUACAGAAAGCGGCCUGAACAAGGCCCGAGAGCUCAUGAAGGUGGUGAAGGAUUGGUCUGAGGAUGCGCUGCCCAAUAAAAAUGAAGUGCUUGGGAACCUGCACAGCUACAUUGGCAAUGCACUAAUGGAUCUUGGGAAUAUGGACAGAGCUUUGCAUCAUCAUGAGAAAGAUCUGGAGCUAGCCAAGAAAUGCGACCUGACAGACAGUAAAUCCAGGGCUCUGGACAACAUUGGCCGUGUUUACGCACGGAUUGGCAAAUUUCAGCAAGCUAUAGAAGUCUGGGAGAAGAAGCUGCCUUUAGCAUGUGGCGGGUUAGAGAAAGCCUGGUUGUUCCAUGAAAUCGGCCGCUGUUACCUUGAGCUGAAGCGCUACAUGGAAGCUCGAGACUACGGCUCCCGCUCGCUCAUGGCCGCCGAUGACAUCAGCGAUGAGAAAUGGCAGCUCAAUGCCAGCGUUCUCAUGGCGCAGGCAGAAUUGAAGCUGAGCAACUACAAGGCCAGUGUGUUACACUUUGAGAGGGCACUGGAGCGGGCAAAACUGCUGCAGGACGACUCUGCCAGCGAAGCCAUCCAGAAGGCUCUUUGUGAAGCAAGACUCAGAGUGACUCAAUGAAACCAGAAAAAAGCCUCAAAUAAAAUGGCUGCAGUCGGCUCCAUCAUCCUUCAAGACAAGUCAGAACUAAUGCAUCCUUCCUACUGGAAUAAAAUCCGCCUGAGGAGCGCUGCAGUCAGGUGUCUUUAGUUAAGGUUUACUUUAUGACUGCCUUUGUGCUGGUUUCCAUAUGGGCAAAAAGAUGUUUCACAUAGUUUUACAUAAAUAAACUGUCACUGUUUCAUAGAUAUAAUAAA